AGCGCCGGAUCUCAUCGCCAACAUGCCCGUUCAAACUAGGAGAAGAGCGGCUAUGCAAGAUACGCCUGUAAAAGGGGGUGCGAGUGUCACAAAGAAGUCAAGUGCGAAAUCAAGCCCCGCGCAGAAGCUGCCAGUGAGAGAGAAGGAAGAGGAAGGAGCGUCUACACCAACCAAGGGCACUCUCAAAGUUUUUGACGACGAGGAUGAAGAUGAAGCAAAUGCUCCUCUUGGGUCAUCAUUAAAUCGAGCUGCCGAAACAGCGGAGGCAGUUGAGGGCCAGGAAGAGGAGGAGGAGGUGGAUAGCGAUGAUGAAGCUCCCGAAGCUGUGUCUACGACCAAGGUGGCUGAAGAGAUCAAGAAAUCCGCACAAGUUGCUCAACAGGCAGCCAAAGAACAAGCUGCUACACAGAAGCGCAAGCGUCAACUGCGCGAUGAGCUCCUCAAGAAACAAGCCGAGGAGCGAAAGAAGGCUGAUGAGGCCAAGGAAGAGGUGUCCGCCACCAAGUCACAAAGCAGAAAGUCUGAAGCCAGCAGCGGAAGGAAGCGAGUGCAGAAGUCUGACAUCCCAGCCGUUCUCCCCGCCGAGUUCCUGGAAGAUUCUUCAAGCGAAGAUGAGGAUGAAGAUGCUGCCGAUGCUGCUUCAGGGCCAAAGAGACGAAAGGUUUCCGGAGUCGAAAAGAGGCUUACACGCCUAGAUGCCGGGCCCAAGGAUGAAGUGGUGAACUCUACAGUGUACCGAGUUGCCAAGAAGACGGACGAACGAAUGGCGCCAAAACUCAAGAAGCAUACCAGGUCUUCCAAGGAUUUGCUCUUGAAGCGAAACCGGCCUGCUGCUAAAUCUGGAACCGGAUUUUUCAAGAAAUGAGGUUUCGAGGUGGUGCUUUUUGUUAGCUGCAUGUGGUGAUACCCAGAACAUCACAACGUUCAUAAUUAAUCAGCUCUUCUCAUAUACGCGGGACAUUUGUCUAGCAGCACACUACCACGUGUCGGCACAUUCUGCGUUGCUGAGGCUCUAGCCUGUUGUUGGGGGUGUUCAGAUCCAGAGCGUCGCUUCCGUGGACAGAUGAAAGCUGGCGUGUACCAUUGGAUAAUCCCAAAGCUCUUCUGUCGAGCAUAGACAUAUUUAUUAACGGCAUAAAAAAAUUGGUAUCAAACUGGGUAUGUGGGAGUUUUAUUCUAGGCGGAUCUACAGCAUUUGAUGUCAAGGACAGAAAGACAACAACGAGGUGAAUAGGAAUCAUCUAAAAAGUACUCGAGUAGCUGAUACAUUCUACGAAAGCUCUUGAAUGAAUAGAAUUAUAAUUUACAUCAUUUUGUUUCAA
This is a messenger RNA of Trichoderma atroviride IMI 206040, 1322 nucleotides long. RefSeq lists its product as uncharacterized. NCBI's taxonomy places the organism in Eukaryota, Fungi, Ascomycota, Sordariomycetes, Hypocreales, Hypocreaceae. Gene Ontology annotation, molecular function: snoRNA binding. Gene Ontology annotation, biological process: rRNA processing. The record is from RefSeq and is a predicted model, not a curated record.